AUGUCUGCCAAAGUUUAUCUAACAGAUGAAGCAAAAAAUAAAAAAUAUGUACUUAACGGUAUUAAACGUUCAACUCGUCCUCCAAGUGAAGUCGAGUCAAAUAAAUCAAUUCCUAAAAAGCAACUCUCUGGAGUUGCUCCACUUCCAGCAAAAGUUGAUCUUCGAGAAAAUAUGACAGCCGUUGAAGAUCAAUCAACCAUUUCAAGCUGGCAUAAAAAGGAAUUAAUUUUUUUAAAAUUUUAUCAUUACUUUGUUUUAGGAGCUUAUGAAUAUUUAUUAAAAAAAACGACUGGUCGUCAUAUAGAUGUUAGUCGUUUAUUUAUGUAUUAUACUGCACGAGUUAAAGGUAAUAUCGACGGAGGACCAAUCGAAGAUGUUGGUUGUGUGAUGACUGAUGCUAUUGAAGCGUUAAGUGAAUUGGGUGUAUGUCUCGAAUCAGUCUGGCCAUAUGAUAUAACAAAAGUUGAUACACGUCCUAGUGAGCAAGCUUUUGCACAAGCAAAAGAUCAUCCGAUAAAACCAGCAGCUUCAGUUGACAUUGAUUUAAAAGCAAUGAAAAAUUGUCUUGCAGAUGGUUUUCCAUUUGCAUUUGGUUUAGAUUUGUUUGCUUCAUUUAAUAAAGCAUCAGAAGGAGGUGUUGUACCAAUGCCAGAUAAAAAUGAAAUGAGUCUAGAAAUACAUGGAAGUCAUGCAAUGUUAGCUGUUGGUUAUAAUGAUGAAUCACGAACAUUUACUGUUCGAAAUUCAUGGGGAGAAAAUUGGGGUGAUAAAGGGUAUUGUUAUAUGCCAUAUGAUUAUUUGACUAACCAAACUUAUUGUUUUGAUGUAUGGACAAUUCAUGAGUUGGUAAACACUAAUUUUGAAGAAGACAGUUGCUCUUCUGAAAAGAAUCAUAAUCCUAUUGACAAUGAUCAGAGUCACUCUUCUGAUAUUGAUCAUGAUUCUUAUCCUGUAAUUGAUCCGGUCGAGGGAGGUGAUGGUCUCAAUCAGGACCAUAUUGUCGAUCAAGAAACAUCGUGGGAUAAUAACAAUCAAGGAAAUGAUAAUUAUCUUUAUCCGGACACAUACCAAAAUGAACAAGGAAAUGAUUCUUCACAAAAUGUCGAUUAUACUAAAGUUCAAUAUCAAAAUGCUACGACAAUCGAUAGUAAAUUUUUUUUUUAA
Messenger RNA from Rotaria sp. Silwood1, 1164 nucleotides. The record is from the annotation of a GenBank genome assembly. Lineage: Eukaryota; Metazoa; Rotifera; Eurotatoria; Philodinida; Philodinidae.